Messenger RNA from Aspergillus niger, 1689 nucleotides. RefSeq lists its product as uncharacterized. NCBI's taxonomy places the organism in Eukaryota, Fungi, Ascomycota, Eurotiomycetes, Eurotiales, Aspergillaceae. The record is from RefSeq and is a predicted model, not a curated record. The coding region runs from base 1 to 1689 and encodes 562 amino acids. The transcript has a single exon.
AUGGCCAUCAUGAAGGCCCUCCUUUGGCUCUCCCUUUCCCUCGCCGUCUGGGCGACUCCAGUUCAACGGGAUGCAGCUCCUACUGUCACUAUUGCGCAUCCAUCGGCCACCGUCAUUGGAAAAUCUGGCAAUGUCGAGAGCUUCAACAAUAUUCCCUUUGCGCAGGCCCCCACAGGCUCGCUGCGUCUGAAGCCCCCACAACCCUUGGAAACUGCCCUCGGCACUGUUCAGGCCACAGGAGCCUCGCAAUCGUGUCCGCAGAUGUACUUCACCACGGAUGAGAGCGAAUUCCCGACAUCGGUCAUUGGCCUCCUCGCUGAUCUCCCUUUGGUACAGUCGGCUACCAAUGCUCUCGAGGAUUGCCUGAACAUUGACAUUCGGCGUCCGGCCGGGACCACCGCGGACUCGAAGCUGCCUGUGCUGGUCUGGAUCUUUGGCGGAGGCUUUGAACUUGGUUCAAAGGCGAUGUAUGAUGGUACAACGAUGGUAUCAUCGUCGAUAGACAAGAACAUGCCUAUCGUGUUUGUAGCAAUGAAUUAUCGCGUGGGAGGUUUCGGGUUCUUGCCCGGAAAGGAGAUCCUGGAGGACGGGUCCGCGAACCUAGGGCUCCUGGACCAACGCCUUGCCCUGCAGUGGGUUGCCGACAACAUCGAGGCCUUUGGUGGAGACCCGGACAAGGUGACGAUUUGGGGAGAAUCAGCAGGAGCCAUUUCCGUUUUUGAUCAGAUGAUCUUGUACGACGGAAACAUCACUUACAAGGAUAAGCCCUUGUUCCGGGGGGCCAUCAUGGACUCCGGUAGUGUUGUUCCCGCAGACCCCGUCGAUGGGGUCAAGGGACAGCAAGUAUAUGAUGCGGUAGUGGAAUCUGCAGGCUGUUCCUCUUCUAACGACACCCUAGCUUGUCUGCGUGAACUAGACUACACCGACUUCCUCAAUGCGGCAAACUCCGUGCCAGGCAUUUUAAGCUACCAUUCUGUGGCGUUAUCAUAUGUGCCUCGACCGGACGGGACGGCGUUGUCGGCAUCACCGGACGUUUUGGGCAAAGCAGGGAAAUAUGCUCGGGUCCCGUUCAUCGUGGGCGACCAAGAGGAUGAGGGGACCUUAUUCGCCUUGUUUCAGUCCAACAUUACGACGAUCGACGAGGUGGUCGACUACCUGGCCUCAUACUUCUUCUAUGACGCUAGCCGAGAGCAGCUUGAAGAACUAGUGGCCCUGUACCCAGACACCACCACGUACGGGUCUCCGUUCAGGACAGGCGCGGCCAACAACUGGUAUCCGCAAUUUAAGCGAUUGGCCGCCAUUCUCGGCGACUUGGUCUUCACCAUUACCCGGCGGGCAUUCCUCUCGUAUGCAGAGGAAAUCUCCCCUGAUCUUCCGAACUGGUCGUACCUGGCGACCUAUGACUAUGGCACCCCAGUUCUGGGGACCUUCCACGGAAGUGACCUGCUGCAGGUGUUCUAUGGGAUCAAGCCAAACUAUGCAGCUAGUUCUAGCCACACGUACUAUCUGAGCUUUGUGUAUACGCUGGAUCCGAACUCCAACCGGGGGGAGUACAUUGAGUGGCCGCAGUGGAAGGAAUCGCGGCAGUUGAUGAAUUUCGGAGCGAACGACGCCAGUCUCCUUACGGAUGAUUUCCGCAACGGGACAUAUGAGUUCAUCCUGCAGAAUACCGCGGCGUUCCACAUCUGA